Leptosomus discolor (cuckoo roller) is the source of this 977-nucleotide messenger RNA. NCBI's taxonomy places the organism in Eukaryota, Metazoa, Chordata, Aves, Leptosomiformes, Leptosomidae. The record is from RefSeq and is a predicted model, not a curated record.
CUAAUCACUGUUGGUUACAUUUGAUGGUGCCUGAAUUUUCAAGGAGUCUACAUAAUCUUCUCCAGAAAUUUUCAGAUAUUUCGGAUAUGUCUGAUGUUUUAAGCAACUAUUCAAUCAUCAAUAAUCUCACAAGGAUAAUUAAUGAUCUUAUGGCAUGCUUAGCUUUUGAUAAAAAUAAGGAUUUUGUAAAAGAAAAUGGUCACCUUUAUGAAGAAGGUCGCUUCAUUCCUGAGGACUUUUUUAGGCACUUUAAUAGUACCAUAGAGGUCUACAAGGAGUUUGCAGACAUGUUGGAUAAGAAUGACUGCAUUCUGCCUUCAACAGUAGAAACACCAGAGAAUGAUUCCAGAGUCGCUGUCACAAAAACAUUUUUGUUUCCUCCUGUUGCUGCCAGCUCCCUUAGGAAUGACAGCAUUGGCAGUAACACUAGCAGUAACAGUAACAAAGAGGCACUUGGCUUCAUUAGCAGCUCCAGCCUGCAAGGGAUCAGCAUAGCACUGACAUCAUUGCUGUCUCUUCUUAUUGGCUUUAUUUUGGGAGCUGUAUACUGGCAGAAAGCACAUCCCAAAUCCAGACCAGAAAUUGAUGAAACUACACAGUGUCAUGACUGUCAAGAGGAAAAUGAGAUAAGUAUGUUGCAGCAAAAAGAAAAGGAACAUCUACAAGUGUAGCGAUUGCUUUUUCUCCCUCAACACUGUUACUGUUUCAUGUACUGGCAGGUAACAGUUCCAUGUUCGCUUCAUAAAUGAAGCAGCUUUAAGCACAUUGGUAUUCCUUCUGGAGUGACAGACUGAGUCUGCAUCUGUUGUUGCUGCCCAAGACUCCAUAGACAUGAUAUAGAAAUGAGGACAAUUUGUGUUUGUUACUGUGAAACCAACACUGAAUUGAACAACAAGAAGAGUGUGCACUUAGCAGGACUGUAUCUUAUGUGAAUAUCUACCUUGUGUGGCAUUUGGGGAUUUUUAAUUACAUUAAUA